Messenger RNA from Colletotrichum godetiae, 2207 nucleotides. RefSeq names its product major facilitator superfamily transporter. Gene Ontology annotation, cellular component: vacuolar membrane; plasma membrane; endosome. The record is from RefSeq and is a predicted model, not a curated record. Gene Ontology annotation, molecular function: siderophore-iron transmembrane transporter activity. Bases 152 to 1900 code for a protein of 582 amino acids. Lineage: Eukaryota; Fungi; Ascomycota; Sordariomycetes; Glomerellales; Glomerellaceae. Gene Ontology annotation, biological process: transmembrane transport; intracellular iron ion homeostasis. The transcript has a single exon.
UUGAAUUAGGUGUGCUGAACGAGACAUCACGAAAAAAGGUUGCCCAGACCUCUGGUCCCUUACCGACCGCGGCGCGCGUUCCAUAAGUACCGAGACAUAAGGUUUUCGCCAAAAAUCGAACAACGCAAGGGAGAACAAGAGGAGAUAGAAAAUGUCGAAACUAUGGUCGAAGCGCCGCCCUUCCCCGGGCGGCGAGACCUCGCCGCUCCUCGAAUCCGACCUCACCGUCGGAGCACCGAGCCAAGCCGACGCAACCCUCCACCCUCAUGAUACGCCCUCGGGCGGCGUCGCGCACUCCGAUACCGUCGCGAACCAGAUCAGCAGUGCCGAGCGCGUCUGGCUCUUUGUCGGGAUCUUCCUGGUCGGCUACGCCUACGGCCUCGACAGCCAGGUGCGGGGAACCUACCAGCCCUACGCCACGUCAAGCCUCAACCUACACUCAUCCCACUCGACCAUCAACGUCCUGCGGAGUGUUAUCGCCGUGGCCUCGCAGCCAACUGCGGCAAAGGUUGCCGAUAUUUACGGCCGCUUCGAGACCAUCGCCGCCUCUAUUCUCUUCUAUGUCGUCGGGACCGCCCUCGAGGCCAGUGCGUCCUCGGUGGAAGUCUUCUGCCUCGGCGCCGUUCUAUAUCAGAUUGGCUGGACGUGCAUCGUCCUCCUUCUCGAGGUUCUAGUCGCAGACUUCUCGUCGAUGCGAUCUCGCGUGUUCUUCAGUUACAUCCCCGCCAUCCCCUUCGUGUUCAACACCUGGAUCAGCGGCAACGUCACCUCGGCCGUCUUGCGAGUCACAUCAUGGCGCUGGGGCAUCGGAAUGUGGGCCAUCAUCCUCCCCAUCUGCUCCAUCCCUCUCCUCACUAGCCUCUACACCUUUGGUCAGCGUUCGCGAAAGGCUGAUCGUCAUGCCGAGUCGAAGAAGGCAACUGUCGACCUCUUCCAUCAACUCGAUGCUGUCGGCCUCGCUAUCCUCAUUGCCGCCUUCUCCUUCACACUGGCGCCUUUGACACUGGCGGGAGGAACCGUGAGCCACUGGAAGACCCCUGGAAUCAUUAUUCCGCUCGCCUUUGGGCUGCUUUGCAUUCCGGCUUUCGUCUUCUGGGAGCGCCGCUACGCUCAGGUCCCACUCAUCCCCUUUCGCCUCCUCAAAGAUCGUGGUGUCUGGUCGGCUCUGGCAGUCCGCAGCCUUCUCAACUUUGCUUGGUCGACGCAAGGCAACUACUUAUACACCGUGCUCGUCGUGGCCUUCGACUUCCCUAUCGAGACGGCGACCCGCAUCUUGUCAUUCUUCUCCUUCUUUGGCGUUUUCAGCGGUGUCUUGAUGGGCGUUGUCAUUUACAGGAUCCGACGUCUCAAGGGGAUCAUCAUUACUGGCGCUUGCAUUUUCACGGCCUCCUUUGGCCUUCUCAUAUUAUACCCCGGAGGAGCUUCUUCUGCCUCACAGUCUGGUCUUAUUGCUGGCCAAAUCAUCAUGGGCCUGGCGGGCGGCCUAUUCGCGUACCCGACGCAGGCCUCGAUCCAAGCGUCGUCGGAUCGAGAGCAUGUUGCCGUCGUUACGAGUCUUUACCUGGCCAUCUUCAACGUCGGCAGCGCCCUCGGAAACUGUCUAUCGGGGGCUAUGUGGACUCAGCUUCUCUACCCGUCUCUGGAGUCCAGCCUUGCGUUCCAGCCGAAUAAGACGCUGCCGGCGCUGAUCUAUAACUCGCCGUUCUCGACCAUCGAGGACUACCCCGUCGGAGGAGAAAUCCGAGACGCAAUCAUUGACAGCUAUCGUGGUGUACAGAGACUCUUGUGCAUCGCUGGACUGUGUAUCUGCGUGCCCAUGGUUGGCUUUGCUUUCGCGUUGAGGAACCCGAAGCUGUCGGAGGAGCGGGUCCAGCCAGAGGCUUCAGCCGAGUCGGACUGAUCAAUAGGAUUGCAAGAGAGAUGACAUAGUGUCUGCCAUUGCAGACUCUUUUUAAGACUGGUCCAGUCGCAGGGCUACGAUACAUAAGGUAUCAGAGUUGUUGCUGCACAAAGAAUCGAUAGAGCAAGCGUUGGAUUUCUCCAUUAGAUCACUUUUCUGUUUACCAUCGCAUACAGCGUAGCUUGCCAACGUCGAAGCUUGGCACAAAAAUCAUCCUGACAUUUCAAUUUCAUGUCUGCAUCGAAGUUCUGGGAUUGGAUCAUUUCUCGAGUUGACGUUUGCCACGUACAAAUCGUUCCACUAGAUU